Vigna angularis (adzuki bean) is the source of this 1236-nucleotide messenger RNA. RefSeq names its product galactinol synthase 1. Lineage: Eukaryota; Viridiplantae; Streptophyta; Magnoliopsida; Fabales; Fabaceae. The transcript is spliced from 4 exons. The coding region runs from base 70 to 1056 and encodes 328 amino acids. Gene Ontology annotation, molecular function: glycosyltransferase activity. The record is from RefSeq and is a predicted model, not a curated record.
UCUUCCUUGCAACUUUCCAGUGUCCUGUCUAAAAUAUCCUUCAAGCAAGUAAAACUACUCACUGAGACCAUGGCCCCUGUCAUGACCACCGUGGAAGCCAAUCUCACCAAAGCAGAAGCUAAAUCCGCCGAAGGUGUUGACCGUGCCUACGUGACCUUCCUUGCUGGAAACGGUGACUAUGUAAAAGGUGUGGUUGGGUUGGCGAAAGGUCUGAGGAAGGUGAAGAGCAUGUACCCUCUGGUGGUAGCAAUGCUACCGGAUGUUCCCGAAGAGCAUCGCAACAUUCUCAUCAACCAAGGCUGCAUUGUUAGAGAGAUUGAGCCCGUGUACCCUCCAGAAAACCAAACCCAGUUUGCCAUGGCAUAUUAUGUCAUCAACUACUCCAAGCUAAGAAUUUGGGAGUUUGUGGAAUACUCUAAGAUGAUUUACCUAGAUGGUGAUAUCCAAGUGUUUGACAACAUCGACCACUUGUUCGACUUGCCUGACAACUACUUGUAUGCGGUGAAGGACUGUUUCUGUGAAGCCACCUGGGCCCACACUCCACAGUAUGGGAUCGGGUACUGCCAGCAGUGCCCCGACAAGGUUCAGUGGCCCGCCAACCUUGGGCCCAAGCCUCCUCUCUAUUUCAACGCUGGGAUGUUUGUUUACCAGCCCAAUCUGGCUACCUACAAGGACCUUCUUCAAACAGUUCAAGUCACCAAGCCCACUUCCUUUGCUGAACAAGAUUUUCUGAACAUGUACUUCAAGGGUAAGUAUAAGCCAAUUUCCAAUAUGUACAAUCUUGUGCUGGCCAUGUUAUGGCGUCACCCUGAGAAUGUUGAGCUUGAAAAAGUUAAAGUGGUUCACUACUGUGCUGCGGGAUCAAAGCCUUGGAGGUACAGUGAAAAAGAGGAGAAUAUGCAGAGAGAAGAUAUAAAGAUGUUAGUGAAGAAGUGGUGGGAUAUAUAUGAGGAUGAGACUUUGGAUUAUAACUAUUCACUCAAUGCAGAAAGGUUCACUGAGACGCUUUUAGAGGGUGGCGAACUCAAUUACGUUCCUGCUCCAUCUGCUGCUUAAAGUGUUUUUGCUUCCAUAUACUAUAUUUAAGACUCGUAGAUCAUUAAGUUUUAUGGAUUUGUAGUUGAGAGGACCCUUUUUGUGUGUCCUUUUUCAUAUAUUUUUCUUUUUUUUCAACUAGUAUAACCAGAUUGGUGUGAUAGGAUUUUACAUUACAUGAUUCACAUACUUUUCUUCUUA